This is a messenger RNA of Phytophthora infestans T30-4, 288 nucleotides long. RefSeq lists its product as uncharacterized. Gene Ontology annotation, molecular function: oxidoreductase activity, acting on the CH-OH group of donors, NAD or NADP as acceptor. The transcript has a single exon. Bases 1 to 288 code for a protein of 95 amino acids. NCBI's taxonomy places the organism in Eukaryota, Oomycota, Peronosporomycetes, Peronosporales, Peronosporaceae. The record is from RefSeq and is a predicted model, not a curated record.
AUGCCCUACACGCUGUUCCUGAGCUUUCUGGCGGUGCACGGUACUGUGAUCAUGGUGGGUCUGCCCAAUGAUGAGAUCAAGUUCAAGCCGUUCCCGCUCGUAGGCAAGGGCCUCAAUUUUAAGGGCAGCGCCAUCGGCAGCAUCCAGGACAUCAAGGACAUGCUGGAUGUGGCGUCCAAGAAGAACGUACGCCCUGUGAUCCAGAAACUUCCCAUGAGCAAGGUGAACGAGGGCAUCCAAAUGGUGCGCAACGGCACUGUGCGCUACCGCGUCGUGCUGGAGAACUGA